AUGAUUGGCUCUAAUUACCACGCUAAAAGGAUGGUGAAAGUUCACGUAGCCCGUGCGCCUCAGAACACUUACUCUCCGAGUACCGCUUCUACAACGGUUCAGGAGGCUUCUGGACCGACACAUUCCAGUGUAAGCGUAUCGCUUCCCACUUCAACUGCGACGCUCGCGGGAGUUAUCUCGUUCCUGGGAGUUGCCUUGAUUAUAGUUGUCGGUAUUUACCUCUACCGUCGACAUAAAAACAGGAGCGUGUGGAAACGCAAAACGCCCGCAGUUGAAUUUGACCCAAAUGCGUUCACUGUCGAGAAGAAGGGUAUGCAGCAGCAGCAGCGAACAGAAAGCCCCAUGAUUCCCGUCCGCUCGCACACCUACCAAGCCAGCGUUGCAUCCAAGGACUCCGAUGACUCAAGCACCACCUCGGAGAGCGGUGCAGGCUGGAGGCCGCAGGCUUCUCCUGUCACCACAACCACGACUGCGACCACCCCCAAAUUCAGAGUGACGAACGAAAACAGAGGCUCCGCCCCGGCGCUGCCUAAGAUCCUCACGGACAAGAAGCGACCAUCCCGCGCGAAAGCGUGGACGGACUCGCUUGCUCUCUCAUUGGAUGACUCUCUCGUUCGUUCGCCUCCACCCUCGUACGACCUGGCCAAUUCGGCCGGACCUGAGUUUUUAAUACCCGUGCCGACGAUGAUGCCUGUGGAGAAGGGAAGGAGGGCAGCUCCGACGCCCCCGACACCGCCUGCGCAUAGUAGUAGAAAGUCGAUAAUGUCGGCAGUGGCGAAAGCAUCCUCGUCGAAGCCAUCGACACCUGUCACUCCCUUGUCCUCAGCAAGCAGUAUGUAUGUCCAGACGUUGACGGUGCCUGUGAAAAAAGACGACGAUGCACCCCCAUCAGUAUCAAGUCCUGCGCGAUCCGAGUCAUUCGCGCCAAAAGACUUGAUGAUGCCAUCUCCCCCAAGCUCCGCCACCACCAGCAAGACAAAGAACAACUCACCACCAAGCGCCAACCCGUUCGCUUCUUCAGAAGAUUCGUAUUACAGCGGAAAUACCUCUACCACCAGCAGCAGCAGUAGCAACAGUAACAGCAUUAAACACAAGACCCCGCGCAUGAUGCACGUCAUCGCGCACUACACCCCGACACUUUCUGAUGAGCUUCGUGUGCACGUCGGAGACACGGUCAAGGUGCUGGAAGAGUACAAAGACGGAUGGUGCUUCGCACAAUACGUAGGCAAAGCGGAUGCGCCGAAGGGCGUCGUCCCCUUGAUUUGCCUCGAGGAGAGACUGAGGAUGGUCCCUGUCGCUCAUAGCAGGUCGCCCAACGGGUCGCUUUCGAGUCUGUCUAGUUGGCGUCAUUAA
Molecule: messenger RNA, 1353 nt
Organism: Psilocybe cubensis
Lineage: Eukaryota; Fungi; Basidiomycota; Agaricomycetes; Agaricales; Agrocybaceae
Exons: 2
Coding region: 1-1353 (450 amino acids)
Molecular function (GO): protein binding
Source: RefSeq, a predicted model, not a curated record